Molecule: messenger RNA, 962 nt
Organism: Oppia nitens
Lineage: Eukaryota; Metazoa; Arthropoda; Arachnida; Sarcoptiformes; Oppiidae
Gene: stai
Product: stathmin-3-like
Exons: 3
Coding region: 311-763 (150 amino acids)
Biological process (GO): microtubule depolymerization; neuron projection development; regulation of microtubule polymerization or depolymerization
Cellular component (GO): cytoplasm; neuron projection
Molecular function (GO): tubulin binding
Source: RefSeq, a predicted model, not a curated record
ACUGCUAAACAGUGUGUUUGACUAUUAGGUUAUUAUUUUUGGCGCUCAAUAUAUGCCUGUCUUUUGUCUCCUCACACAUACAUACAGUCAUACCGACAGUAUUUGAGUGACUCAUCCCAUAGUUAGUUGUCUAUCUGUCUGUCUGUUUGGUGACACUUCUUCUGAUAACGACUAUCACUGCAGAUAUUAUCGCUGACACAACAACAGUAAUUGGUUGGACACCAAGUUUUGUUUAUCUGUUUAUCUGAUCCAUACCUACCCAUAGUUGUUGUCGACAAACACACACAAAGUCUUUGCGAAAAACAAAACAAUGUCUGAAACUGCCGAUAACCUCCUAAGCCCGAGCCAGAGCAAGGGUGGCCUCAAGUAUGAGUUGAUUUUGGAAAAGCCAUCGAACGAAACGCCACCGAAAGUGGUGGGUCGACCACUGGAUCAGCCGAAACAAUUGUCUGCCGAAGUGAUUGAGGCCAAACUGAAGGAAGCCGAAGAACGGCGCAAAUCGUUCGAAGCCCAGAAGAUUCUUCAGGCAAAAGAACGGUUCAGUCAUGUUUCGGAACUGAAGGACAAGCGAUCGGAAAUCGAAGAACAAAAGAUCGAAUUGACUCGUCAGUCGUUGGAGAAGAAGAUGGAAGCGUCUAAAGAGAAUCGCGAGACACACAUCAAAGCCAUUCAGGAAAAACAGAAGGAACACGGCGAAAAAGUGGCAGAAGUUGUUAAACGCAAGUCGGAAGUGGUUCCCGAUUCUGGAAAUGCCGUCCAAUAAAUUUGAAGAGAGAAACAACAAUUGCAUUACAUUUUACAUAAAUAUAUUACUAUUUCACGUCAUUAUAUUAUAAUUUUUUUAUAUAAAAUUCAGAUAUUUUAAUCUAACGAUUACUUAAUUUUUUGCUGCCUUUUUUGUGAUACAUUUUUUUUAAUUAUUAAUAAUAAUUAAUCAAUUAUUUCUUUAUGCACUUAAUAUU